AUGGAAUUAGUUGAUAUUUUCAAAGCUCGGUUGGGCACAAUGAGAGAGAGUGGUUGGAAUAUUUUUUUUGCCGAUGUCCAAGAAUUUGUGUUGCUAAAAGUAUUCCGGUACCCGGUACCAAAUAUGGAUGACGAAAUACCAGUGCGGGGUCGUUCAAGAGCAGAAGGGAGGACUAUCACUAAUCUUCAUCAUUACCGUGCAGAGAUUUUUUAUGUUGUUAUUGAUAAAAUAUGCAUGGAGAUGGAUCACCGUUUAGUGAAGGGAGUAACAUUAUACUUGAUUGCUUCUCAUGUCUUGACCCCAAAAACUCUUUCUCCAAACUUUUCUGAUGACGACCGGGGAACAAUUAGGGAUCAACUUGAAACUUAUGUGCUUCAAGUGAGAAGAAAUGUUUCAUUUUCCACUUGUGUAGAUUUUCAAAGUUUGGCUAUGAAAAUGGUUCAAACUGAGAAACAUUUGGUAUUUCCAUUGGUUUAUAAACUUAUUGAGUUAGCUUUGAUAUAG
Molecule: messenger RNA, 504 nt
Organism: Vicia villosa (hairy vetch)
Lineage: Eukaryota; Viridiplantae; Streptophyta; Magnoliopsida; Fabales; Fabaceae
Exons: 2
Coding region: 1-504 (167 amino acids)
Source: RefSeq, a predicted model, not a curated record